GCACACAGCAAAGGGAGACCCCAAAACCAAAAGAGAAAGCAAAACAUAUUACUCCUUUCAUUUGCCUCUUAGUAACCAUGGUUUUCCACACCAAGAACCCUCACUUUGUCUUGUUUCCCCUUAUGGCUCAAGGCCACAUCAUCCCCAUGAUGGACAUUGCAAGACUAUUGGCGCAGCGUGGAAUAAUUAUUACCAUUUUCACUACUCCAAAAAAUGCAUCACGUUUCAAUUCAGUUCUUUCUCGUGCUGUUUCAUCUGGUCUCCAAAUUCGGAUAGUUCAACUCCAUUUUCCAUCAAAAGAAGCAGGACUACCUGAAGGAUGUGAGAAUGUAGACAUGGUAACUUCAGAGGAUAUGUACAAAAUCUUCUACGCCAUCAACAUGCUCCAGAAACAAGCAGAGGAAUUGUUUGAAGCAUUAACACCCAAACCAAGUUGCAUUAUCUCUGACUUUUGCAUUCAUUGGACGACACAAGUAGCUCAAAGGUAUCAUAUCCCAAGGAUUUCUUUCCAUGGAUUUUCGUGCUUUGCCCUCCAUUGUCUGCACCAAAUCAACUCUUCAAAGGUUUGUGAAAACAUCACUUCGGAAUCCGAGUACUUUACUAUUCCUGGAAUACCUGACCAAAUUCGUUUAACCAAAGAGCAGACACCUCUAAUGAACUCAAAUUCAGAUAAAAUGAAUGACUUUAGGGAGCAAAUUCGUGAUGCUGAAAUGAAGUCAUAUGGAGUAAUCAUAAAUACGUUUGAAGAGUUGGAGAAGGCAUAUGUGAGGGAUUACAAGAAGGUGAAAAAUGAUAAGGUGUGCUGCAUUGGUCCUGUUUCAUUAUGUAACAAGGAUGGCUUAGAUAAGGCUCAAAGGGGCAACCAGGCCUCAAUUAAUGAGCACCAUUGCUUCAAGUGGCUAGAUUUGCAUCAACCUAAGUCUGUGCUCUAUGUUUGUUUUGGAAGCUUGUGUAAUUUGAUUCCUUCGCAGCUUGUGGAGCUGGCCUUGGCCUUGGAGGACACUAAAAGACCAUUUGUAUGGGUUAUUAGGGAGGGAAGUAAGUUCCAAGAGUUGGAAAAGUGGAUCAUGGAAGAAGGGUUUGAGGAAAGGACCAAAGGGAGAGGCCUUAUAAUUCGAGGUUGGGCUCCACAAGUACUAAUAUUAUCACACCCUGCCAUUGGAGGAUUCUUAACACACUGUGGCUGGAAUUCAACACUUGAAGGAAUAAGUGCUGGCGUGCCAUUGAUUACUUGGCCUUUAUUUGGUGACCAAUUUUUAAAUGAGAAGCUCAUUACUCAAGUGUUGAAGAUUGGUGUGAGCGUUGGGGUAGAGAUUCCAAUGAAGUGGGGAGAGGAAGAGAAAGUAGGUUUGCAGGUGAAAAAGGAAGAUAUUAAGAAGACAAUAUGCAUGGUGAUGGAUGAUGAUAAUGAAGAAAGUAGAGAGAGAAGAGAAAGGGCAGGCAAACUCAGUGAGAUGGCAAAGAGAGCCGUUGAAAAAGAUGGUUCUUCUCAUCUUGAUAUGACUUUGCUUAUCCAAGACAUUAUGCAACAAUCAUGUAAUGGUGAGGAGGAUAUGAAGCUGACGCCUAAAGACUCGUAAUUUACAUGUCGUGCUUAAUUUGUUUUCAACUAUCUAGAGUGAUAUUUGCGUACUCAUUUUAUUUAAGUUACUUUUACACCCAUGUCUUUUCCAUGGUUAAAAGAAAAGGGAAAGAUAAAUUUGAAUAUCAUAAAAGAUGAGUGGGGAAAAAAUUGUCAUUGCCCAAUAAUAUGUAUAGUCUAUUUCCUAUGCA
This is a messenger RNA of Cajanus cajan (pigeon pea), 1773 nucleotides long. The record is from RefSeq and is a predicted model, not a curated record. Lineage: Eukaryota; Viridiplantae; Streptophyta; Magnoliopsida; Fabales; Fabaceae.